Molecule: messenger RNA, 8184 nt
Organism: Thamnophis sirtalis
Lineage: Eukaryota; Metazoa; Chordata; Lepidosauria; Squamata; Natricidae
Source: RefSeq, a predicted model, not a curated record
CGCCGCCCAGCCCAUGGCCGCCUAGGAGGGUCCUGCCGGGGGCGAAGGGGAAGGGAGCCGCCCGCUUCUUAGUCCGAGAGCCUCCCGCAGCGCCUGCCGGUGUCGGCAGAGCAGCCGCCCCGGAGCGCCGCCGUCCCACUUUGCGCCUCGCCCGGACCAGCCGCCGACAUGGACACGCACACCCGGUGGAAACGGCGGAGCUGGCUGAAGCGGCCCGGGAGCCUGGCGCUGCUCCUGCUCGCCACCCUCGCCCACAGCCGCGCAGCUGAGCCUGCAGAUCUAUUGAAGGUAUUAGAUUUCCAUAAUUUACCCGAUGGCAUCUCAAAAACGACGGGCUUCUGCACCAGCAGGCGGUCUUCCAAGGGAGCAGAUGUGGCCUAUCGCGUCACCAAGGAUGCCCAGCUGAGUGCCCCAACCAAGCAGCUUUUCCCUGCGUCUCCAUUUCCUGAAGAUUUCUCCAUCCUGACCACGGUGAAAGCCAAGAAGGGCGGCCAGGCUUUCUUGAUCUCCAUUUACAACGAACAAGGCAUCCAGCAAGUCGGUGUGGAGCUGGGGCGGUCCCCGGUUUUCCUAUACGAGGACCACAUGGAGAAGCCAGGCUCCGAGAACUACCCUCUCUUCCGCGGCAUCAACCUCUCGGAUGGCAAGUGGCAUCGAGUUGCUUUCAGUGUUCAUAAGAAGAAUGUCACUCUGAUUUUGGACUGUAAAAAAAAAGUCACCAAAUUGCUGGACCGAAGUGACCAUCCCAUCAUUGACGUUAAUGGCAUCAUUGUCUUUGGAACAAGGAUCUUGGAUGAGGAAGUAUUUGAGGGCGACAUCCAACAACUGCUCAUCGUCUCGGACCAUCAAGCCGCCUAUGACUACUGUGAACACUACAGCCCAGAUUGUGACACAGCCGUGCCGGAUGUGCCUCACUCUCAGGACCCAAACCCUGAUGAAUACUACCCAGAUGGGAAUGAGAACCUGGAAGUUGAAGGAGAAACUUACUAUUACGAAUACCCCUACUAUGAGGACCUCGACGAGGCAGGCAAAGCCACCCCGACCACUGCCCAACCUGUGGAAACCGAUGAAGUAGCCCGGGAAGUGAUUGACACCACCGAGAUCGGUGGACCUCGAGGUGAAAAGGGGCAGAAGGGGGAGCCGGCGAUCAUUGAGCCAGGGAUGCUGCUCGAAGGGCCGCCUGGCUCAGAAGGCCCAGCCGGGCUGCCAGGCCCUCCGGGAACAACGGGGCCAGCGGGGCCAAUGGGGGAUCCUGGAGAAAGGGGCCCACCUGGACGUGCAGGACUUCCAGGCGCUGAUGGCCUGCCAGGCCCACCCGGGACAAUGCUGAUGCUGCCGUUCCGGUUCAGCGGGGGUGGAGACGGGGGCUCGAAAGGCCCCUUGAUCUCCACCCAGGAGUCCCAAGCACAAGCCAUCCUGCAGCAGGCCAGGUUCCAGUGUGCCAACACUGAAGCUCCAAGCCCUCCUGUGCGAAAGAAAAGCACCAGGAAACCUCCGGUUCUGAUUCUCCUUUGGUUCCAUUUAUUUCAGGGUCCACGAGGGGUUCAAGGCCCUCCAGGUCCAUCAGGGAAACCAGGACGGCGGGGACGGGCUGGCAGCGAUGGUGCUCGGGGGAUGCCAGGCCAAACGGGACCGAAGGGUGACCGAGGUUUCGGUGGCCUGGCUGGGAUGCGUGGAGACAAGGGGAACAGGGGUGAUCCUGGCCCCUCAGGCCCCCCAGGAGCCCCAGGUGAAGAUGGUGACCGGGGUGAUGAUGGAGAAGUUGGGCCCAGAGGUCUCCCCGGUGAACCGGGUCCCCGUGGUUUGCUUGGACCGAAGGGACCUCCGGGGCCCCCAGGACCUCCGGGCAUUGCUGGCAUGGAUGGACACUCCGGCCCGAAGGGGAAUGUGGGUCCUCAAGGUGAGCCUGGACCCCCAGGUCAACAGGGAAGUCCAGGUGCUCAGGGUCUUCCCGGCCCUCAAGGUCCCAUCGGAGCUCCCGGGGAUAAGGGUCCCCUGGGGAAACCGGGUCUUCCUGGCAUGCCUGGAGCAGAUGGUCCCCCGGGCCAUCCUGGCAAAGAAGGGCCUCCGGGCGAGAAGGGCACCCAGGGUCCAGCUGGCCCUCAGGGCCCACUUGGGUAUCCCGGCUCCCGUGGAGUGAAGGGCGCUGACGGCAUCCGGGGCUUGAAAGGGACGAAGGGUGAGAAGGGCGAAGAUGGCUUCCCAGGAUUCAAAGGCGACAUGGGCAUUAAAGGCGACAGGGGUGAAAUUGGCCCUCCUGGUCCACGGGGUGAGGAUGGGCCGGAAGGCCCGAAAGGUCGCAGCGGCCCCAACGGAGAGCCAGGCCCACUAGGUCCACCUGGAGAAAAGGGAAAGCUUGGCAUUCCUGGUCUGCCUGGAUACCCUGGAAGACUUGGCCCCAAGGGUUCCAUUGGAUUUCCAGGGUUCCUGGGAGCCAACGGAGAGAAAGGAGGAAGGGGCACCGCUGGCAAACCAGGACCAAGAGGACAGCGAGGUCCCACGGGCCCCCGAGGAGAACGCGGCCAGCGAGGCAUCACUGGGAAACCUGGCCCAAAGGGCAAUUCCGGUGGGGAUGGACCUCCAGGACCUCCGGGUGAAAGGGGACCUUCAGGGCCUCAAGGACCAACAGGCUUUCCUGGACCAAAAGGGCCUCCGGGGCCUCCAGGAAAAGAUGGAUUGCCAGGCCAUCCUGGGCAGAGAGGGGAAACGGGCUUCCAAGGGAAGACGGGCCCACCUGGGCCCCCAGGUGUUGUUGGUCCACAGGGCCCCACAGGAGAAACCGGCCCGAUGGGGGAACGUGGCCAUCCGGGCCCUCCAGGGCCCCCAGGUGAACAGGGACUUCCUGGCUUGGCUGGAAAAGAAGGAACCAAGGGUGACCCAGGCCCCGCCGGUUUGCCCGGGAAAGAUGGCCCAGCAGGAUUCAGAGGCUUCGCCGGAGACCGAGGACUCCCCGGCCCAAUUGGACCUGUGGGGCUGAAGGGCAACGAAGGCCCACCGGGGCCUCCUGGACCAGCAGGCUCUCCAGGGGAGCGAGGUCCUGCAGGAACAGCUGGCCCAAUUGGACUGCCAGGACGGCCUGGACCCCAAGGGCCCACUGGCCCUGCGGGUGAGAAAGGGACCCCGGGUGAGAAAGGCCCCCAAGGCCCGGCUGGACGAGACGGCAUCCAGGGACCAGUUGGGCUUCCAGGUCCUGCCGGCCCGGUUGGCCCCCCAGGGGAAGAUGGUGACAAGGGUGAAAUUGGUGAACCAGGACAGAAAGGAAGCAGAGGGGACAAAGGAGAACAGGGUCCACCAGGUCCUAUUGGUCCACAGGGCCCGAUUGGCCAACCAGGUCCAGCUGGAGCCGAUGGAGAGCCCGGCCCACGAGGACAGCAAGGGCUUUUCGGACAGAAGGGCGAUGAAGGACCAAGAGGAUUUCCUGGCCCUCCAGGGCCAGUUGGGUUGCAGGGCUUACCUGGGCCUCCAGGUGACAAGGGAGAAACUGGGGACGUCGGCCAAAUGGGUCCUCCAGGUCCCCCCGGACCCAGGGGCCCAGGGGGACCCCCCGGAGCUGAUGGGCCACAAGGUCCCGCAGGAGGGAUUGGAAAUCCAGGAUCUGUUGGUGAAAAGGGAGAACCUGGAGAAUCAGGAGAACCUGGCCUUCCCGGAGACUCUGGACCACCAGGUCCUAAAGGAGAAAGAGGGGAAAAGGGGGAAGCAGGCCCCUCUGGGUCUGCUGGGCCCCCAGGCCCCAAAGGUCCCCCAGGAGAUGAUGGCCCCAAAGGGAGCCCGGGUCCGGUUGGAUUUCCAGGUGAUCCAGGCCCCCCAGGUGAACCUGGCCCAGCUGGUCAGGAUGGCCCAACAGGCGAUAAGGGCGAUGAUGGGGAAGCUGGUCAAACGGGGUCUCCUGGUCCAACCGGAGAGCCGGGUCCUUCUGGCCCUCCAGGCAAGAGGGGGCCACCUGGACCUGCAGGACCCGAAGGCCGACAAGGAGAGAAAGGGGCGAAGGGUGAGUCUGGAUUGGAAGGACCUCCUGGGAAGACGGGUCCAGUUGGUCCUCAGGGACCUCCAGGAAAGCCAGGUCCAGAUGGACUUCGGGGAAUACCUGGCCCAGUGGGUGAGCAAGGGCUUCCAGGUUCACCAGGCCCAGAUGGACCUCCUGGCCCCAUGGGGCCACCUGGCUUACCUGGCCUGAAAGGGGAUUCGGGUCCAAAGGGAGAAAAGGGUCAUCCCGGACUGAUUGGUCUCAUUGGGCCUCCCGGCGAGCAAGGAGAAAAGGGAGAUCGGGGACUGCCGGGACCUCAAGGAGGAUCGGGACCUAAAGGAGAACAGGGCAUUCAAGGUCCAUCUGGCCCUCUUGGCCCACCUGGUUCCCCAGGGUUGCCGGGCCCCCCUGGUCCAAAAGGUGCUAAAGGAUCUUCCGGGACAACAGGUCCAAAGGGCGAGACUGGUCAUCCCGGCCUACCAGGACCUCCUGGUCCUCCAGGAGAGGUGAUCCAACCUCUUCCCAUCCAGUCCUCCAAACGGACUCGGAGGAACAUCGAUGCCAGCCAGCUGAUGGAUGACGUCAAUUCCGACAAUUAUGUGGACUACACAGAUGGCAUGGAGGAGAUCUUUGGCUCCUUGAACUCUCUGAAACUGGAAAUCGAGCAGAUGAAACACCCGCUGGGCACCCAGCACAACCCAGCACGGACUUGCAAAGACUUGCAGCUGUGUCACCCGGACUUCCCAGACGGAGAAUAUUGGGUGGACCCGAAUCAAGGCUGCUCCCGGGAUUCCUUCAAAGUUUACUGUAAUUUUACUGCUGGUGGGGAAACUUGCAUCUUCCCAGAUAAGAAAUCUGAGGGGGCUAGAAUUACUUCAUGGCCAAAGGAAACCCCGGGCUCCUGGUUCAGUGAAUUCAAGCGCGGUAAACUGCUCUCCUACGUGGAUGCUGACAGCAACCCCAUUGGGGUGGUACAGAUGACCUUCCUGCGUCUCCUGAGUGCAUCCGCCCACCAAAACAUCACCUACAACUGCUUCCAGUCUGUGGCCUGGCAUGAUGCCACUGUGGGCAACUACGAGAAGGCCAUGCGCUUCCUGGGCUCCAACGACGAAGAGAUGUCGUAUGACAACAGCCCUUUCAUCAGGGCGGUCUUCGACGGCUGUGCAACCAAGAAGGGCUACCAGAAGACGGUCUUGGAAAUCAGCACCCCCAAAGUGGAGCAGGUCCCCAUUGUCGACAUCAUGUUCAACGACUUUGGCGAAGCGUCUCAGAAGUUUGGAUUCGAGGUGGGGCCGGCGUGCUUCCUGGGCUGAGGGCCUCUCAGAAGGACUCUCUGCAAAAGGGCAACUUCGUAACCUCAUUGUGCCUUCUCUUUUUGGCUACUUCCUCUCCUUUCGUUGUUCUUGGUCAUCAUGUGCACGUUCUGAAACUGGACAGUUUGAUGGGACUGUUUUCAAAACCGCUCUCCUAUUUACCCCGACAUCAAUUUUGCCCCAAGGCACACCCACCCCUCCCCCAACCCCAGUCACAAUCCGGACCCUGCUCACCACCGAUUCCAGAAUCACAUGACCGAGGGGCUCUCCGACUGGCCAGAGCCAGCUUUCUCCUUCUGUGCUGCACCUCUUCAUGGAGACCGUCAAAGGUCUCCGCUCUCACGCUUGGAUGUGUUGCCUUUUCCUCGAAACCAGAACGUUCCCGGCAGGAAAGACGCCACCCCUGCCGCCUUUGCCUUCCUUCCUUUCAGCAGCUUCUCUGCAUCCGAGGGAAAACUGUCCAGCUAUCGCCAGUUUCCCGUCAUUGGAAAGUCCCUGAAACACCACCGAAAGCCAUCAGCCGGGCGAUGCAGCCGACGCCUGAUCUCUGUACAGAAACAUGGACGAAGGACUCCGAAACCCCCUCCUCGCUUGGAUAAUCUUCCCUGCUGGGGUUUCUCUCAGAACCUAGAUGGAACACCUCCCCCCCCCCCACCAGAGAUGGUUUCUCUGGUUCUCUUCCGCUUCAUUCACACAAGAAACAUCGGAAAGCAACGACCCUUAAAAGUACCAGGUUCUGACUGCUUAUCCCAUAUGAUAAAGGUGCUUCUAUUUUUGUAUUUUGUAAGUAAAUAUUUGUAUAUUAUUAUAUUAAAUAUUAAAUGUUUCUGGGUUCAAAAGAUGCAUGUGAGUCACCCAUGCUCCACUGGGCAGCCUCCUCGUCCCCAGCAUCCGAUGCCUUCGCUAAGACCAAAGUAGGAAUCAGCAGGGAACCGUGUGCUCCCCCCAGACUCAGGAAGCAGGUUCCUGCAGCCCCCUCCCCUUAGGAGCAAUACGCCUCAGCCUUACAGGCACCCAGCAAAUGGGAUUAAAAUUAAGCAUUGCUGAACUUUGGGGGAACUGAGGCAGGCGUGUCUCCGGACAAAGGAAAACGGCUGCCAUCUUUGUGCCAAGUGUACCAGCAGUGUUGAUAUUUGUCACCUCUGACAAGCAAUAGAUUUAUGGCCAGCUCCCCCCACCCCUAUUCAGGCUUUACCUAGUGCAAUGUAGAGGUUUUUAAAAAAAUAUCUUUUACCAAGAAAAUCUUUUCCCCUCAGUGUUCUCUUAUCUUCCUUCCAUUUUGUUGGUGCUAUAGCUGUCGGAGGAACCUUCCAGACAACCCUGGCUGAGCCCUACCAGGGGUCCCUCCCAGCUCUCCCCUCAUUUCAGCCCAGUGAUACAUCACCUGUCGUUCCCCCCUCCCCCAUGACCUUGUAUCCCGUGACCCAUCAUCCUAUCAUUGAUGGGUCUGAUGAGCGAAUUAAUUCAACUGUUCCGGAGGUCUGGGUUUUUCUUUGGUAGCAAUAGGCUAUUCACGCAACGCAUCCCAGGGUAAACAUGCCAGAUUUGUACUCAGUUGCUGAAUAUUUGUGGUGCUAAUUUAUGACUUUAUUCAAUGUACUGAAGCCAAGGCCAGACUUGACCUGUCUCUACAACUCCCCUCCUCUGUCUUUCCAGAGCAAAACUGAACAGUGCAAUUGUGUGUGUCUUUCUCCAGUGGGGGGGGGAGGGCUUACAGCCACCGCCCACCCUCCACCCCUCUGGCUCACUGCUCCCAUACGUAGAAAGGGAAAGAGCACCCCACGCCUGGCCCUCAGCCUCGAGGCCAAAGGGAAGGGCAUUGCUGUGACUGAAUGGGAGUCUUUGCGGGAUGUCUUUUCCCAAGGCAUUCCUGACGCGGGGAAGCUCCGGGUGUAACUAGCCAGCAUCUAUCUGUAUCUGUAGACUCCCCUGCUGGGCUGGCUGACUUUCCUCCUGCCAUUAUCGUGGGCCCUUAUCCCUUUCCCGCCUUCCUUUCCCACCGAAGGAGCAUGGCGUGAGAGUGGUUGUCAGGAUAUCACUUAGAAGGCCAGGAAGUGACAUAUUUCUCAUUGAAAACAGCAUUCUGAACAGCUCUGUUUGGCCAGUCUGUGCUUUUGUCUCUCGAGGGGGGUGGGAGGCCUUUCCUGUAGCCCGCUCCCACUCUUCAUUGGCAGACAGCAAUGAUUUGUCCACUCCUGACAGAUUCCAGGGGACAAGCCUCGCGAGGCGCACAGGGUCUUUGGCCCUACACAACAUUCCCCAACCUGGGCACAACAUUCAUGGUGCUCUUUCCCUUCUUUGGGGAAUUUGGGGGGAAUCACCGCAUGGAGGGUGGAGAGCUGAGAUACGCUCUCUUAGGUCAUGUGAUUCUGAUCUGAUUAUUUCAUCUCCCUUCCUUCCUUCCUUCCUUCCUUCCUUCCUUUCCUUCCUUCCUUCCUUCCUUUCCUUCCUAUUUUGGUGCUUCUAUCAAAAUCCUACAGAAUGUUGUAAAACUGUACUGUUGUGUCUUUCAUUCCUGUUCCAUUUUUCCCUUCCCCUCCCAGAACACUUUCAGUUACCGUAUAUUGCAAUAAAAUUUGCUUCUUGUAUUUGCAGACAUAUCUUUCUGUGUAAUUUUAUCCCCUAAUAUAUAUCAUGACUUGAACAAAUGUUGAUAAAAAAGUAUGAAAACAAAGAUUUAAAUACAUAGAUCCCCCUCCCCCUUUGAAGUGAGGAUGUGUAUGAAUCUCUGCAUCUAUGUACACACACACACACACACGUAUGAUCAGGUGACCCUAUUUGUACAGGUUUCCAAAUUCCAACAUGCCCGUUAGAGGUAUUUUUAAGAGAAAAAAAUUGAACCUGUGUAAUAAAGGAAUAAGUGUAAUCGAUAUUUUUCAAUAAACCAAGUUUACUGUUUCCACCUAA